AUAACUAUGUCUGACCUAGACGAGUUCACUGAGACCGUCUUCCAAGAACUCCGUGAUGGAGUGCCAAUCCUGGGCACCGACGGCCCCUUGGACAUGACUGGCGUCGAUUGUCUCCCUGACAUGCACAACCUCGAGGAGCACCCCAGGCCGUACGGACACGACUGGACUGGCGUAGACCUGCUCCCAGCCGAAGGGUCAAACGAAGAGGCCGAACUGAUGCGGAUCUUGGAGGAGAGCGGCGUUUGUGUUAAUCCCAGCGCGCCCAACCAAGACUACGCUUACAACCAAGGCUUCUCUGCCUUCACGUCCAAUGCCGCGUCAUCCGGGGUCGUUCCUGCAUAUGAUCGGUAUGCUACUGCCGCCCCACAAGCCCUUUCGCAGAGUAUGUCACCCGAAAUCUACUGCUUGUGGCCCGCUCCUCAUCGUGUGCCGUUCACACAGACCUCUACGGACUACUUCUCCGUGGCGAACGAAUCGGCGCCGCUGCCAUCAAUUGCCCGCAGGAAGAGGCGGCUAGACGAUAACGGCGUCGAAUGGUCCACCUCCAAGCACAAGAGAUGGCUAAGUGCAAGCGCAGGGGAGCAAAUCCCCCCGUCUGCACAUCCAGUUUCCAGUAGGUUCGCCACAGCCUACGAAGCCUCCGAGGGCAAUGCCCUCAGAUACAACAACGAAACAACAAGAACUUUUGGCGGCGAGGAAAUUUUCUUCGCCGCCGAUGCAGUCCCAGUCACUGUCCCAUCGUCGAUCCAAGGGCCUUGGCCCACGAUGACAUCGACAGCCGCGCCAGCGACGCAUCCGUAUCAUCCGCAGGCACCGUAUAUGAGCGCCGGGUACAACAAUCAAGCCAUUCCUCAUUCAUUCAGUUCAUUUGGCGCACAGCCCACCUUCCAACAGGACGUGCCAAUGCUGCCAUGGGGUGCAACGCCAGAGAGCCGUCAGCGGUUCGACAUGAUGCCACAUAUACCGACAGAAAACGGAGUCUACUUUCCUCGGCCUCCCUUCAUCACAGGGCCAUCGAUGAUUUACGACCCUUCCCUGCAAAGGAUGACGAGCGCCGAGGAAGAGGAUCCGUUCUUGCUGCGGUCAAUGCCUACAAUGCCUAUCGAGAGCAGCCUUGGUGCAUCCUUCGCACAGCCACAGCCCAGCUACUCAACAACAAUGCGAGAGCCCUAUCGGGUGCUCCACACCAGUGCCGCAGAGCCCCAGCCUUUCACCUUCCCUGUCGCUGCGCCCAUAUUCGGCGCAGUGCCAUAUCCCCCAGACGGUCGACUCCCUUCAGUCGCGAACGCAUUGCAGAUAUCCGGAUCGUCCACCUCGUCGAUGGUGCCAUCAGCUGCGAAGCCGAAAAGGAAAAAACAGCCACCUCGGGCAUCCGGCACGACUUCAUCGUCUAAGAUCCCAUCAACCUCCAAGCCGAAAAAGAAAAAACAGCCGCCUCGGGCAUCCGGCACGACAUCCAAGGCGCCAUCCACCUCCAAGCCGAAAAGGAAGAAACAAGCCCCUGCUCAGACAUCGGGCUCGUCCUCGUCGACGGCGCCCUCAUGCGUGCGCCCCAUAAAGCGCAGACGGCCUCCUCAGACCCCAUACGACCCGGACGGGGUCGGGUGCCAUAUCUGCAAGGGAGGCUUCACGAGGCCCUCGGAGGUGACCAAGCACUUGAGGACGAAGAAGCACCGCCUGAACGAGCUCGCGAUGAUGUUCCCAGGCCUGAAGAUGUCGCAGCCGAAGAAGGAUAUCAUAUGCCCCAUUGACAAGUGCGAUGAGGUGGCGGUGGAAUCAUGGCUGAUGAAACAACACCUGGAAGAGAUACACGGACUGAUUGCGAAGGCAGUGAGCGCGACGAAUGUGAAUAAUGCAGAUGUGGAGAAAGGGGACGAUGUAGAUACGGAUGAAGAUGAGUCGGAUUGA
This is a messenger RNA of Heterobasidion irregulare TC 32-1, 1908 nucleotides long. RefSeq lists its product as uncharacterized. The record is from RefSeq and is a predicted model, not a curated record. The annotation marks the transcript as partial. NCBI's taxonomy places the organism in Eukaryota, Fungi, Basidiomycota, Agaricomycetes, Russulales, Bondarzewiaceae. The transcript has 3 exons.